Messenger RNA from Bolinopsis microptera, 1622 nucleotides. RefSeq names its product monocyte to macrophage differentiation factor 2-like. Gene Ontology annotation, cellular component: membrane. The transcript is spliced from 8 exons. Bases 41 to 745 code for a protein of 234 amino acids. NCBI's taxonomy places the organism in Eukaryota, Metazoa, Ctenophora, Tentaculata, Lobata, Bolinopsidae. The record is from RefSeq and is a predicted model, not a curated record.
UUCAACACUACUAUAUAACAAAUAAUUUGAGGUCUCUAGAAUGUGUCAGGUAAAGGAAUCACAUCCAUCUACUACCAAUUCAAAAGGUGUAUUUGUGCUAGAGCAGACUGCCAAUAGCAUCACUCAUGGGAUGUUUAUACCCACAUCGAUAUAUCUGCUGUAUAAAUUCUGUUCCCUGUCUAAGAGUGAUGCAGAUCUUUUCAAUGCCUGGGUAUACGGGAUCGCACUAAUUGUACUGUUUGGUGUGUCUACUUUAUACCACUGUUCCUGCUUAACACAAAAAACGAAUUUGAUAGAGUUUUUACGAAUCAGCGAUCAUGCUACCAUAUUUCUCUUUAUUGCUGCGUCCUACACCCCCUGGGUUACAAUAGCCGGAUAUGACAUAGACGCCACACACUACGUCAUACCCCUCUGGAGUCUCGCUGCGUUCGGAAUUUUCUUCAGCUUCUACACAAGAGCUUUAACGCACCACGGUUUUGAGUUAUGCAUGUAUAUUGCAGAGGGACUGUUGCCAGCGCUGUUUCUUAUCUGGCAGGUUGGCUUCCGCCCAGAGUUAUACGAUGUAGCGGUCGGUGGCUUCUUCUUCCUCAGUGGCAUCAUCUUCUUUAGACUGGAUGGUACCCUGCCCUUUGCUCAUGCCAUCUGGCACAUCUUCGUAUUUUUGGGGACCUACUACCACAGUACCGCUCUGGUAGAGUUGCUCAUCAGAAAUAGUAAAGAAUUCCUCCAUCCUCACGGAGUUUAACUCUUGUUAAGCUGUAGGUUGAAUUUGUAGAAAUCGCAAUUUGAUGUGGAGACUUUAGUUUGAUUAGUAUGGACUUAUUAUUAUAUAAUUGAAUAAUAAUGUAUUAAUUUACUAAGUUAGUGAAAAAAUUAAGGUUUACAAUUACAUUGCUUUAGGCUAUGUUUUUUCCAGUCCAAAAACUUUAGGGGAGCUUACAAGUUACCUGGUUAAGCAACUGAAAGCGAAACUGAAAGUGAAACAAUAUAUAAUAUUGAGAUGGAACUGGUGAUGUUAUAUUUCUUUUAUAUUUGAACUGCCUUUUUAUUUAAGUUUGGUGCUAGACCACAACACACCCGAAUACUCAAUAGUUAUUAUUAUCACAAUUCUGGCCGGAAAGGAAAACCUGUAUGGAUAAAAUUUUUGAAAGUUGUCAGAUGGAUUAAGUUAGUCCUGUGAUGUAUCGGACAAUAAUUUUUGUAUGUAUUGCGUUUUACCCGGGUUGUGGUUGCUGCAAUCUUUAUAUAAUUUAUAAUAAGAGAGUUAAAAUUAUUUUCAUGAUUGUAAAUUUUCCCUCGACCGUUGAUCUGUUUGUUGUAUAGUAGUUGUUGAAAGCUGAAGCUUUGAAUAGCUCGAUAAAUGUGUUUUAUGUGUAACACAAUGAUAAAAUAGUUUUAUAUAUGGGUUCUUAAAUUUCAAGAAAAUAUCAAGAUGUACCAUGGAUAACUUCCCAACUUUUAAAUGCCCUUAAUAUGUUAAUAAAAUGUGGUUGAUAUUUGCUGAGCAUCCGAUUGUUGCGAUGACAAAUGUUCCAUGGCCAUGCCAUGUGUAGAAUUUAGUUUUUCUUAAAUCUGUUGAAAGAUCUGUAUUAGCUGCUUCUUCUUUUGCUAUCUAUCUUUAA